GUGUGCCUCCCUCGGUUCGUUAAUACAUAUUAUAAGUCACCAAAAAGAAGAAUGGUGCAGGAGCUACUACCCUCGUUAAUCAUGGUACUUGUGCAGUUUGAAUUUGCAGGUAUGAACAUCCUCUCAAAGCUUGCAUUGGAUUCUGGCAUGAAUCCUUACAUCCAUGUUGCCUACCGUCAGAUGUUUGCUUCAGUCACCCUUGGCCCUUUGGCAUAUUUCGUCGAAAGAGGGAAAAGGCCUCGAAUGACUUGGUCGAUUUUUAUCCAAAUUUUCUUCUGUUCGAUUUUUGGGUUGACAGCAAACCAAAUCACAUACUUUGUUGGUUUAAAGAACUCGACGCCAACCAUUGCAUGUGCAUUAUCAAAUCUCCUUCCAGCACUCACUUUUGUCCUUGCCGUCAUCUUCAAGCAAGAAAAUGCAAAGUUAAAGACAUUGGCUGGACAAGCAAAGUUGAUGGGAACAUUAAUCGGGGUGGGGGGUGCCAUGCUCUUGUCUAUGUACCAUGGACCUGUUGUACCAAUUGGUGAAUCAGGCAUUGACGUAAACAUUAUGAAGAAUACGAUCGCCAAAGAUCCGCAUGGAGAUACUCAAGGGAAUCUCAUUGGUCCAAUUUUAAUCAUCAUCAGUGCUUUCACUUGGGCAAUUUGGUUCAUUAUCCAAGCAAAAAUGGGCAACAUUUAUCCAGCACCCUAUUCGAGCUCAGCAUUGAUGAUGGCAAUGGCCACAUUUGAAUGCUCAGCAUUUGGUCUGAUCAUGGAGCCGCACUUGCAUGAAUGGUCUCUGGUUCCAGCCAUCAGGGCCAUCUCAUGUAUUUACUCGGGAGUUGUAUGUUCCGGAAUAGGCGUUUGCAUGAUGUCAUGGUGCAUCGAUAAAAAAGGCCCCCUCUUUGUUUCUGUGUUUAGCCCCUUAUUGUUGGUUAUCGUUGCAGCACUCAGCUGGGCACUUCUACGUGAGAAGUUAUACCUUGGAACACUGCUAGGGUCACUCCUGAUCGUGUUGGGAUUGUAUUGUGUGUUGUGGGGAAAGACCAAGGAAAUGGAAUUUGUGCAAAAGGAAGAAGAGUCACAAGACACAAAGGAGGAUAUGGAAAUGCAGUGAUCAUAUAUUAAACUUUGAAAUAAAAAUAUAUUAAAAUGAAAAUUGGUUUUAAUAUCUAGUUUUUGAGUUCUAUCAUAGGCCUAUUUGUCGUAUCCAUUCACAAUUAUUAAAUAGAAUUACUUAGAGGAAGCUUUGGUAUUUGAUAAAAUUUGUGGACUCCUAAUGUUUUCUAAUUAAUUUCCAUUCUUGUAGUUUAAUAUUAGCUGGUGAAAAAUCAAAAGCACCAUGUUCACUGA
Lactuca sativa (garden lettuce) is the source of this 1334-nucleotide messenger RNA. Its product is annotated as WAT1-related protein At1g09380. Gene Ontology annotation, molecular function: transmembrane transporter activity. Gene Ontology annotation, cellular component: membrane. The record is from RefSeq and is a predicted model, not a curated record. Lineage: Eukaryota; Viridiplantae; Streptophyta; Magnoliopsida; Asterales; Asteraceae.